Antrostomus carolinensis (chuck-will's-widow) is the source of this 1512-nucleotide messenger RNA. Its product is annotated as acyl-CoA:lysophosphatidylglycerol acyltransferase 1-like. Gene Ontology annotation, cellular component: endomembrane system; endoplasmic reticulum. The annotation marks the transcript as partial. NCBI's taxonomy places the organism in Eukaryota, Metazoa, Chordata, Aves, Caprimulgiformes, Caprimulgidae. The transcript has 3 exons. Gene Ontology annotation, molecular function: acyltransferase activity. The record is from RefSeq and is a predicted model, not a curated record. Gene Ontology annotation, biological process: phosphatidylinositol acyl-chain remodeling.
AGAGUAAAUCAAAAGGCCUCCAGUGGGUGAUAGAUACAACCAUUGCAUAUCCCAAAGGUGAACCUUUAGACAUCCAGACUUGGAUUCUUGGCUACCGACAACCAACAGUUACACACGUGCAUUACAGGAUUUUUCCAGUUAAAGAUGUACCUGCAGAGCCUGAAGCUCUGACACACUGGCUCUACGAACGAUUCAUUGAAAAGGAGGAUCUCUUGACACAUUUCUAUGAAACAGGAGCUUUUCCUCCACUGCAGGGUCAGACAAAAGCUAUUUCUCGGGAGAUGACCCUCAGCAACCUGUGGUUAGUCGGCAUACAAUCACUUGCGUUUUUGUCAGGCGGUAUGUGGUACUGCAUCUUUCAGUAUUUUUAUCAUUGCCUAUUUUAAAAGUGGAAUGGGACCUGAGGACACAAUGGGAAACCAGGCUCUUGCAAAUGAGUAUCAUGUUGUAUGUGCAAAUGUGAAUAUUCAAGAGUAAAGGAAAAUACUGGACAGACUCUUACCCCUCUUUGGGGAAAUUUUAAACUCCGCUAAAAGUGAAGAUCAGUAACAUAGUGACCUGAUGAUGUAUUAUUUUAAGAAAUGUCUGUAUUUUUAAAAAUGUAUACUCUCACCCACACUUAAGCAAAUUCCGCGUUUGGACAAAAGGUGCAAUCGUACAACCACCGUAGAAGAAUGUCUGUGACAAGAAAGCUCUGUCACCACAAGUAUUUGUUGGCAUUGUAGUUAGAGCUCAGAAAAUUCAGCAACUUGUCUCUUCAGUAGUCUGUACAGCGUUGGUGUGGUAGAGGUUCCUCAUUUGCACAACUUGUACUUUAUUGCAACUCAUUGUGCUGGAGUCAAAGAUACUCGACAGAGCUGGUGGCAGUAUCUUUGCGGCUACGCAGUCAGCAGUUGUUGUAUUAGACACAUUGAUCUAAAACCAAGACCCAAUAUAAGAUCCAGCAUCGGGUGUGUUUCGUGAGGUAUCAGUCCUCAAAAAAGCGUUGCAGCAUCAUGGUGUGAUUAAAAGCUGUCCACAUUUGAUGAAUCAGCCCAUGCCUGCUGUGGUCUUACCAUCAGCUCUCCGAAUUCCACGUGCUACCAGUAUCUUGUAUUAUGAGGAGACUUGAAAAAUAUAAAGUCACUUGGUUUAUUUUCCCUUUGUGUUCAGAAUGCAUCUCAAUGAUCAUUAUCAGUUUUCAAAAUGCACUUUUAAAGGUGAAAAUACAGUGAAGGAAGACAUAAAACUUAAGGAACAGGGGAAAGCUUUAUCUGUCACACAUUGGAAGCCAGAGCAACUCUAGCUGUUUCUGAAGGUCUGCUGGUGCUGCUGGUGAUUUUUAGUCACCUUUGUAUUUUGUAUACUCCAGUCCAACCAAGGUGACCUUUGAGUGGUUUAUAGAGGCCUUGUUCUCCCCCGCUAGUUGCAACAGCGCUAAAUAUACUUGUGGGAGAGUUUGAAUAAUUCAAUGCCAACCAUCUUCAUGUUUUGCUAAGGAAUAAUAGAAAAAAAAAAAUAGUUUCUUAAAAA